Molecule: messenger RNA, 4219 nt
Organism: Notolabrus celidotus (New Zealand spotty)
Lineage: Eukaryota; Metazoa; Chordata; Actinopteri; Labriformes; Labridae
Gene: map3k22
Product: mitogen-activated protein kinase kinase kinase 22
Exons: 18
Coding region: 506-2374 (622 amino acids)
Biological process (GO): protein phosphorylation
Molecular function (GO): protein binding; protein kinase activity; ATP binding
Source: RefSeq, a predicted model, not a curated record
CACCGGAGAGCGUCACCACUUCCUGGAGCUCACGUUCUUGCUGACAUCAGAGGCGCAGCUCGAGGGAGAAACUCAGAUCCCUCUCUGUAGUGUUUGUGGAGAGACGAGCAAAGAGCAGGGCGACAGAGAAAAACUUUCCCCUGCUGAAACACAUUCUGCAGUUUGCUCCUGUCCGUGAACGCAGCACUGGAUUUAUUGCACCUGGGAGAAGAGGACAUCUCUCAGCCUGAACACAGCUUGUGUUUGUGAUCUCUGCGGACUGAGCGCAGUUUCCGGAUAUCAGAACACACUGUUUUGGGGAACAUUUUCUGCUCUGCAUCAGUUGGGAUUUUUCCUCUCUUCCUGUCGUUUUUUUUUUGUCAGAACUUCUUCUCGCCUGAUUUCUCGUCUUUAAGAAUCCUGCAGCCACAACAAAAACAUGGAGACUCUUAGAUAACAAGGAUGAAAUCUUCGCCUGCAAAGAGAAGUUGAGCUCUGCGCUCAAGUUCAACAGGACCACUUCCUGAUGAUGACUGUAAACAUGGAUGACGGUCUCCAAAAUGGACCCGGACAGCCCAGGAACUCACAAGACGACGAGGAGGCGCUGAACUCCAUCAUGAAGGAUCUGGCAGCACUGGGUCGCUGUUACACCCAGCACAACAGCCACAAGCCGAAGAACAGAACCUUACUCUACAAACAGGAUUUAAGAGUCAAGCUGGAGCAUGAGAGAGAAAAACGAAUCAUCCCGUUCCAGAGGCCGCUGAAGAUCAAGGAGCUGCUGCAGAAGGUGACCGAGGCCUUUGGGCAGCAGAUGGACAUGUACUUCAUGGAAAAAGAGCUGCUGAUGCCCAUGAAGACUCAGGAGGAUCUUGAUCAGGCGGUGUUGACGUUGGGCUGCAGCACGGGGACCAAUGGGCUACUUAGGAUACUGCUAAAAACUCCCAAGAACAACCAUUACCUACAGGUGAACAGUAGGGACAAACAGAGCGAGAUGAAGUCAUCACGGUCACUGGGAGAUCUUAAGGGCUCCCUGCUGAAGGGUUCGGAGAGAGUGCGCAAACACUCAACAGGUUCCCUGCAUACAGGUCGGACGUCACCGCCUCCUGGCAGCGUCCCUGAGGAGCAGCAACAGAUUGCCCGCCAGGGCUCCUACACCAGCAUCCACAGUGAAGGGGAGUUCAUCCCUGAGACCCAGGACCAGAAUAUGUUGGAUCCUUUCAGGAGCGCAGACAACUCACUGUCAAGCAGCUGUCAAUCAAUAGAUCAAGCACUCGACAGCCCUCCUUUUUCCCAGAAGAACCGGGAUAAUAAUUACCUGAACCUCAACUAUGAAUACAAAGGUCGCCACGGAAAAGGAGGGACUUUCCCUCGCCAGUUCCAGUUGCCAAAUCGCAGCAAAGAUUACGGAGACCGUCGUAGGACACUUCCGCGCAGCUUCAUGCCACAGGAGAACCUGUUUCAGCUGGUUCCCUCCAGUCGCACCCGCAGUUAUACCGGAGACAGUACGCUGCAGUACAGCGACCUGCGCUCACUGGGCCGCACGGCUGACAAAAGCUGCCAGCGUGGGACAGCCAAGUCGCCCAGGGCGCCAGUCAACUGGCGACAAGGAAAGCUCCUGGGGCGUGGGGCGUUCGGGGAGGUCUACCUCUGUUAUGACGCCGACACAGGCCGUGAGCUGGCUGCCAAGCAGGUGCCCUUUGAACCUGAUUGUCAAGAAACAAGCAAGGAGGUGAACGCUCUGGAGUGUGAGAUCCAGCUGCUGAAGAAUCUUCGCCAUGAGAGGAUAGUUCAAUACUACGGUUCUCUUCGGGACCUCGAGCAGAAGAAACUCACCAUUUUUGUAGAGUUCAUGCCUGGGGGCUCAAUAAAGGACCAGCUGAAAGCCUAUGGGGCCCUGACAGAGAAGGUGACAAGGAGAUACACCAGACAGAUCCUCCAAGGAGUCUCCUACCUGCACAGCAACAUGAUUGUACACAGAGACAUCAAAGGUGCUAACAUCCUGAGAGACUCGUCAGGGAACGUGAAGCUGGGAGACUUUGGAGCCAGCAAACGUAUCCAGACCAUCUGCAUGUCUGGUACUGGAAUCAAGUCUGUCACUGGCACCCCCUACUGGAUGAGCCCGGAAGUUAUAAACGGAGAGGGAUACGGCCGCAAAGCUGAUGUCUGGAGUGUUGCCUGCACUGUCGUGGAGAUGCUGACUCAGAAACCUCCAUGGGCCGAGUACGAGGCCAUGGCGGCCAUUUUUAAGAUCGCCACCCAGCCCACAAAGCCCAUGCUUCCAGAAUGUGUGUCCGACUCGUGCAGAGACUUCCUGCGGCAGGUGUUCGUAGAGGAAAAAUGGCGGCCCACUGCAGACAUGUUGCUCAGCCACCCGUUUGUCCAGGGCAUCUUCUGAGUCCUGUGGACCCCCGUCCCUCCCCCUCCUUCGCCUGCGUAGGCCUGAGAGUCCCCGGCGCCUCCCCUCCUCUCCAGCCCAGCCCGUCCUCAGGGCCCCUCCCCUCAAAUCACCAGGCUCCAGGGCUCAAUCCAGCUUCCUGCCCUGUCGUCUAUCACCAGCGUCUGCCUUGUCAGGACCCCUCUUUCUCUCACCAUCUAGCUCAGCUUGGUUCCACAGAGAGGCCAGGUCGACCGCUGUCAGACCUGCGGAGUGCUCCGAGGCAUCGCAGGGAGGAGACUGACGAGAAGCACUUAGCAGUCUCACAAGCUGCAGACUGCUGUCCUUAAAAGGGACCAGAGUUAGAAAGCAGGCUGGGUCUUUUCACUCAUUUUUUGCCGCAGAAGAGUGUUUUGGUUUGUUCCAGACACUAUGUAAUCCUGAUCGAGUGGUGAUCACAUCUGACAGUACUGUAUGUUACUCAUCAGCCAGAGUUAGCUGAGAGUGAAAAUGAGAUGGUAAAAUAUUUUUAUAUGAGAGUGAAUAACACAUUCAAUGUCAUCUUAGAGAAUGAGUUUUCUAUCCACGCCUGAAAAAAUGUAAAUGUAUUUUUGUCAACGCCUUACAAAAAGAAUUUGUAAGUAAGAAUGUCUUUUUUAAACAUCGUAGAGGGUUGCAUCACCCUACCUUUUAUAGAGUUCAAAAACCCAUUUAGAAGGAAUGUCAACAUUGCACUUUUGAUAUCAUGCAUUGACACAUUUCCAAAGUGCAAGAUAAUCAACUGAGGAGAUAUUUUUCUAUUUGAAGCAUUUUUUUUAAAUAUACUUUCAUAAGAGUUGUGUAGUUUCUUCUUAUUAUUAAAAAAAAAAAAAAAAAAAAAAGACCAAACUUUUGCAUCAGUGUGCAAUGUCUAUGAAGCAAUACCAACAUUAUAGUUGGAGUCUGUGACAACCAGCUUCUCAUGCAGUGAGCCUCGGGUCCACAGAAUAAAAGGAGACGAAUAAAUAAGAAAAACAGCCAAAGAAAAGUUGCAGAAACUUUUAAAAACUUAAGGCUAAAGUUGAUGUGCAGUAUUAGUCAUGUGUGAUUGUUUAGUCACCUCAGAGCCCUAUAGCCUUCUCUAUGUUACGGCAGCUUCGUGCACAGUACACUGCACAGACCAAAUCAGAUGCAUUGACAUUAUUAGAUUGAAGUUAGUGUCAUAUACGUUUUUGUUGCAACUUCAGUGUGAUUCCAGUCACCCCAUGCCUUUACUUUGCUUCCUUCACUAUAAGAAUGGGUCACUUGACUACUACAUGACAGCACGUCAAGUUGGAAAGAUGGAGCUAAAUGCUGUAUUUUGUAAAACAAAGAUGAGUCUGUGUCUUGGGGAGAUUGAUGUCAGCAGGUAGUGGCUAGCUGUAAUACAGUGGCCCUUAUGGAGUGAUCAGAUGUUUUUGACCAUCAUCAGUGCCUUAUCUGAAUCUGCUUUUACACACAAAUGUUCACUGCCAAUGCAGAAAAAAGCUUCUUAAAAAAGUGAACAGCUGUUCAAUAGAGAGCACAUAGGAUUUGCUGAAGUUCUUUUAUACGACAAAAAAUUAUACUGUAAAUACAUAUUGUUCUGCACUUUUGUAUGAAAUUUCUUUACAUAUAUUCAAAUCUAUUUGAUGAAAAGAAGUAGCUACGUUAUACAGUAGAAUGUACUGUGAUUUGCAGGAUUAUGGAUGAAUGUCUCUUUGAAAGCUGGCAGGCAGUAUGAAAAGGCUGGGAGGCUUUCGACUGGGACAGAGUUUUUGUCUUAAUGACAAAGCCUUGACUCAUGAAAUGUAUCAAGACAUUGAUCUUUUGUACAUUUAACUUAAAUAAAUCCAAGGUCUAAAACUA